Molecule: messenger RNA, 3192 nt
Organism: Rattus rattus (black rat)
Lineage: Eukaryota; Metazoa; Chordata; Mammalia; Rodentia; Muridae
Gene: Wscd2
Product: WSC domain containing 2
Exons: 9
Coding region: 1187-2902 (571 amino acids)
Source: RefSeq, a predicted model, not a curated record
UUUUCCAGUUGCCCUUGGACCUAACCUGGAGCCAAGUUAGAUCUGCAAACCAGGAGCCCCUGUGUUCCACUCUUGUCUGAUGCUUCUGAGACCCCCCAGAGAACCUCAACGGGAGUCAUCCAGGGGUCACACAGCCAGAAAUCCAACAAGCUCAGAGAGGGAGUGUGACAGCCCAGAAGCCACACAGGCAAAACUCAGGGCCUGUUAAAACAACACGCUGAACACCCAUCAACAAAACUGUCCUUUGUUGGAUUUCUUUGAGCUGCCUGUCGGGCGGGCUCAGGGCCAAGACUUGCAGCGGCGGCCAGCGCGCACCACGCUCACGCCAGGCGCCGGCCCUUCGCCCGGUCUCAGCGCAUUUAGCCGCAGCCCAGGAGUGGAGCUCAGCGCACUGCACAGCCAGGAUCCCAGGCCUGCGGCGGGCGCGGCGGGAGGCCGGAACGCAAGGAGUUAAGCGCGGGCGGCCGGGCCGGGCUGCGGGGAGGCGGCGGGCGCGGGAGCUCAGGCUGCAGACUGCUCCAGCAGGGCCGGGAGUGCGGGCGCCCGCGCAGCCCCAGCUCAUCUCCCGGCCUCAGCCUCGCUCAGCCCCAGCCCUGGCUCCGCGCUCCGGGCUUCCUGCUCCGCGCUGCGCCCUACCGGGCACGGAGAGCUCGGCGCAUCCUCAGGUGGUAGCCUGGUGGCUUGAAUCUUGACCAGAUGGAGUCCUUCCAGCACGCGUCCCCAGAAGGUGGCACACAGCUUGGUUACCCGUUGGAGAUAGAGAAGAGGCCAGCAUUUAAGCUCUCAGUGAACUAAUCAAGAUCAACAGCAACCCAAGAGGCUGAGAAGGGGUCAGAGUUAACAUCGCAGACGCGGGGCUCCCUCCCCCCAUCCAUGUCACCAGAGUUCCUUAGCCAAACUCUGGGUGAGGAACAAGAUGUAAAGAAUGGAGACCACAUCCUGUAAGUCCCCUCUCUUGGCCCCAGGCAGCGCACCUUGACUUUGGGAUUCCAGCAACCAUUGUCCGUGUCACCUCUGGACUCAGCCGGGCGCUGGCUUCCUUUCCUGCUACAUUAUCUCUGUGGAGGGAUCAGCGCACCAAGCCUUUGCGGUUUCAUUCCUGAGGAGUCCCCAGAAGCCACGCCCUCCGCGCCCCUUCCCAGCCAUCCACCCAGCCUGCCCCGAGCCAGUCCGUAAUGAUCCUGCUAUGGCCAAGCUCUGGUUCAAGUUCCAGCGGUGUUUCCGGUAUUUCCGCAGGAAGCCCGUGCGCUUCUUUACACUGCUGGCUAUCUACCUGACCGCCGGGAGCCUCGUCUUCCUGCACUCCGGCUUCGUGGGCCAGCCUUCGGUGCCCCAGAGCCAGGCCAGCCCCGCAGCGGGGAGCCCGGCAGAAGGAGCCGAGCUACCUUUCCUGAGUGACUUGCACCUGGGCAGAGGUUUCCGCGACACCGUGGAGGCCUCCAGCAUCGCACGGAGGUACGGACCCACAUUCAAGGGCAAGGAUACCAGUGAGAGAGCCAAAUUGGGCGACUACGGAGGAGCCUGGAGCCGAGCCCUCAAGGGGAGGGUUGUUCGGGAGAAGGAGAAGGAAAAGGAGGAGGAGAGAGCCAAGUACAUCGGCUGCUACCUGGACGACACCCAGAGCCGGGCCCUGCGAGGUGUGUCCUUUUUCGACUACAAAAAGAUGACAGUCUUCCGUUGCCAGGACAACUGUGCUGAACGGGGUUACCUGUACGCUGGGCUGGAGUUCGGCGCUGAGUGCUACUGUGGUCACAAGAUCCAAGCGGCCAACGUGAGUGAAGCGGACUGUGACAUGGAUUGCAAAGGAGAAAGGGGCAGCGUGUGUGGUGGCAUCAACCGCCUCUCCGUCUACCGGCUGCAGCUGGCCCAGGAGUCUGCCCGACGGUACGGUAGUGCCGUGUUCAGAGGCUGCUUCCGGCGACCCAACAACCUCUCCCUGGCCUUGCCUGUGACAGUCGCCAUGCCGAACAUGUCUGUGGACAAGUGUGUGGACCUCUGCACAGAGAAGGAGUUCCCCCUGGCAGCCCUCGCGGGCACCGCCUGCCACUGCGGCUUUCCCACCACACGGUUCCCUCUUCAUGACCGGGAGGAUGAGCAACUAUGCGCCCAGAAGUGCAGCGCGGAGGAGUUCGAGAGCUGUGGGACCCCCAGCUACUUCAUCGUGUACCAGACACAGGUCCAAGACAACCGCUGUAUGGACAGAAGGUUCCUCCCAGCCAAGUCGAAGAAGCUCAUCGCUCUAGCCAGCUUCCCGGGUGCCGGCAACACGUGGGCUCGCCACCUCAUCGAGCUGGCCACCGGCUUCUACACUGGCAGCUACUACUUCGAUGGCUCUCUGUACAACAAAGGGUUCAAAGGUGAACGCGACCACUGGCGAAGCGGGCGGACCAUCUGCAUCAAGACCCACGAGAGUGGCCAGAAGGAGAUCGAGGCCUUCGACUCGGCUAUCCUGCUCAUCCGCAACCCCUACAAGGCCCUCAUGGCAGAGUUCAACCGCAAAUACGGAGGCCACAUAGGCUUUGCCGCCCACGCCCACUGGAAAGGCAAAGAAUGGCCCGAGUUUGUGAGGAACUAUGCCCCGUGGUGGGCCACGCACACACUGGACUGGCUCAAGUUUGGCAAGACCGUACUGGUGGUGCACUUCGAGGAUCUGAAGCAGGACUUGUUUACGCAGCUGGGCCGCAUGGUCAGCCUGCUGGGCGUGGCGGUCAGGGAGGAUCGGCUGCUGUGCGUGGAGAGCCAGAAGGAUGGUAACUUCAAGCGCUCGGGGCUGCGCAAGCUGGAGUAUGACCCUUACACAGCCGAGAUGCGCAGGACCAUCGGCGCCUACAUCAGGAUGGUGGACACAGCGCUGCGCAGCCGCAACCUCACUGGGGUGCCUGAGGCCUAUGGCCCAAGAUGAUGGGCAGACAGGGAGGGACCCAGCACGCCGUGCCCCUUGGCUUCAAAGAGCUGGUUUCCCUCUGGCACAAAGACAGCCCCAGGCUUCUGCCUGCCUUCAGAAAGGCCCCUCGGAGGGCCUUGGGGGGAGAUGUCUAGACACCGUCCCUGGAGAGUAGGCUACCUGUUUUGGGGUGUCCCUGUCCCCCGGCCAUUGGUGGGAGAAGGGAGGUGAUAAUCUGGCAGAGGUUGGGAGGCUCUGGAUGUGGCAGCUGGACAGUUGUAAGCAGUGACCCUGCUCAGACUAUGUGG